This is a messenger RNA of Apiotrichum porosum, 555 nucleotides long. RefSeq lists its product as uncharacterized. NCBI's taxonomy places the organism in Eukaryota, Fungi, Basidiomycota, Tremellomycetes, Trichosporonales, Trichosporonaceae. The coding region runs from base 1 to 555 and encodes 184 amino acids. The record is from RefSeq and is a predicted model, not a curated record. The transcript is spliced from 4 exons.
AUGCUGUUCCCGCACGACCUGCCGGCAGCCAUCUUUGCAUUCCCGCGCACGAACUGGGCCAGGGGACGCCAUUUCCCUCCGCCCGCCAAGAACAGCAUCAACAGGAAACGCUGUCUUCUCAACGACUAUGUGCGCGACAUGCAUCAUCUUGGACGCCGUGCAGAGACGGUUUACGCGUGGCACGAGGUCAUCGACGACAUUACUGUGUCCGUGAUGAAAAAUGCAGCACUUCACGCCACUCCGACUGCAACACGCUCCCUGAUCUCCGAGCUCAACCGCACCCAGGGGCACAUCGUCGCCGACUUUGACUCACGCGAGUUCUUUCCACACGCCCAGCGCGAGCAGUAUCCUCCAGGCUUUGUGGAGCGAUACAUGCCGCAGGCAGCCCACGAGGCUGCAACAACCAAACUACUCUUCUAUCCGGCUGCAUGGGAAUACGACCUCGACGGCAAUCCAACAACACCAGUUGGCCCACCCAUGUGGUUCACGGCUGAUGGCCGACCAUCGUCCCCACCUUCGGGGUGGCAGGUGGCUCCUGCUCUGCCCAAGACCUGA